Messenger RNA from Saccostrea echinata, 1053 nucleotides. RefSeq lists its product as uncharacterized. The transcript has 2 exons. The record is from RefSeq and is a predicted model, not a curated record. NCBI's taxonomy places the organism in Eukaryota, Metazoa, Mollusca, Bivalvia, Ostreida, Ostreidae. Bases 103 to 1053 code for a protein of 316 amino acids.
GCAUGUCUUCAGUGUGGUGUAUUGUACACGGAACAAAGGACAUUGGGCUUAGUAUAUCUUAUACACUGGAGCAGUAUGUCAGCGCCUUUUUGAUGCCAGAAGAUGGGAGAAAUAGUAAAGCAACUUAAUGAUGAAUUGCGUGGAAAGGAAUAUAUGCGCCAAUCCAAUCAACCAAAGUUUUUAUACAAAGAAUUCAGUAGACCAGUCCGUGCAGCGAACCAUUUAGAGAAUCGUUUGAUGUUGGAAAGGAUCGCCAAAGCUGCCCAUCUCAGCAAACGUAACCACUUUAAAUACGACCGUGAACUGGAUAUGAUUCACGAACUUGAGAAAACAUUAACUAUAAAAUCUAUUGACUUUGAUGGAGAGGAAUUUCAUAAAGACCACGAAAAACGACGUCACUUUCCUUUCACCAAAGUCCAUUCAGUGGCCGAUAUUCUGGACAGAGUUCCCAACAAUUGUGUUUUGGAAUUUGGACCAGGAAAUCAGAUCAUUGAAAAAAGACCCAAAAGCAAAAGGAACAUUUACACCCAACCAUUUGAGAACGAUAGGCAACGUUCACGACCUCCAACAAGACAAGGAAAACAAAAAUAUCCAGUUCUGUCAAAUAAUAUCAAACAAGGGAGGUCCCAGUCGGCAUUUCAACGGUCUACGAGAAAGUUACCGCAUGGUCUUCAGACUCGACCAAACACCAGUCACUUUUCACGGAACCCGGGGCCAAAAGGGGAGAGUUCUCCAACGGCGAAUAGAUUGACCAUAAAUAUACUGUCUCUCAAUCGUCCUAUGACGGGAAUAUCUCAAACUAGGCCUAGUGAUUCUGAAGGACAGUUUUGUACUAAGAAGGGCUCCGAUACACCAAAUGAAGAUGAACACAAAUCGAAAUCAUAUCGGACUUUAAAAACUAUGUUCACAUAUAAAGAGGAUAACGAACCACCCGUACCCGACAAAAAAGUCGAAUCCUUGAAAAGAUUAAAGGCAAAAGAAAAACUGACAUUUCAGAAUUUAGAUAGUCGUGUUAAGGCAUUUACAAAGAAAUUAUGUAAAACAAGACAAUAA